Messenger RNA from Ceratitis capitata (Mediterranean fruit fly), 3012 nucleotides. Its product is annotated as probable G-protein coupled receptor CG31760. NCBI's taxonomy places the organism in Eukaryota, Metazoa, Arthropoda, Insecta, Diptera, Tephritidae. The transcript is spliced from 2 exons. The annotation marks the transcript as partial. The record is from RefSeq and is a predicted model, not a curated record.
CGAGGUGAACGAAGUGUAAAAGAUUGCUCAACUGAAUUUAAUUUACAACAUUCAAUAAGUAAUCAUAGCGAUGUCAAUGCAUAUUACACACUAUACUCAGAUAUUGAUGGUGAUGAUGAAGAGGACGAUGAUGAUAAUGAUAGUUCGAUAGCGAAUAUAUGCAUCGAGCAGACGAUAGCAGAAAUUAAUCAUUCAAAAUCGCCUUCGAUUACAUCAUCACAAGCAACAUUGUCGAAAAGUGUUAGCAGUUCAAUGACUGUGCCACCAGAAUCGCCACAGUAUCCAGUUAACGAGCCACAUCCAUUCUGUUUACCCACAUCAUCGACAUCCACCUCAUCCAUGUACGCCAUACGCACACCAUCGCCGAUAAGAUUUCGUCUCUUGGAGUCACCAUGCUCCGAAAUCGAGUGCAAUACAAUUACCGAAUUGGUCGAGAUACAUUGCCCGCCGACAAUACCAUACGAUAUAACGGCAAACGUGCAACAUUUAUCGAUUGAUGGUCAAAGUGAUGUUGGAUUGAAUGGCAUAGAUGAUGCUCUGAGCCAGAAUACUGCUAAUAAUAAUAAUAACAAUAAUAAUAAUAAUAAUAAUACAUCCUGUUCAAUGUCCUCCACUUUAACGGAUAGCAAAACUGUUGAUGUGCGUACACCGAUAGUAGUUUAGACUUGAGUUAAUAAUACAAGUAAUGCAUAUUUAGAAAACAAAUACAAGUAAUGCGUAUUUAGAAUAUUAUCUGUUUGAAGGCUUGUAAUUGUUGUAGUAUUGAUGUUAAAUUGAAAUUUAGUUCGAAAUAGCUUUGAGGUUUUCACAGAGUAACAGAAAUGAUGCAUCCAUACAUAACCUUAAAAAUUGGUUAGUUUAGCUUAAUUUAAAGAAAAAAGGUACAGCUGAUCGAGUUAUUGAAUGAAUAGGGCCGACCUUGUGUUUAUGACGAAUACUGGCGCUAAGGUACAGCAAAUAAUGACUACUGCGGAAACAAAAAUUUAGUAUAACGGUUAAAACUAUGUACACUAAAAACUAAACCUGUUUCAAACAUAUUUGCUUUAAAUAACUAAAUUAUCAAUAUCUAUGUAACGGAAAUGCUUGUAACAGAGGCUUUUUAAUUUUGAUAAUAUCACACCGUUGAGUUAAUUUUUGAGAAAAAAACACAGAAAAUUCAAUUUUAAUGGGGAAUGUUUAUUAUCAGAUUUAUAUUUAGACUACAUAUCCCCACUAGGUCUAACGGUGUGAUAUUAUACAUUCUUUGUGGACAAUCGACUGGUCCAAAAUGUGAAGUUAUCUGCUCAACGAAGUUUACUCUCAAUAGAUCCAAUGAUUGAUGCGACAAACAACUGAUCGUAUAGACUUGAAACUAGGAAGUUGUGUUAUGCGUAUGACGUGUACACCCAAUAAGAGAGAAUUUUCUGGCAAGUGGACCUAAGCCCGAUUUAUACGAAAAAUUUGUUUUUAUUGUCUGAUUUAUAAAGAAUUGGAUACAGCAGUAGCUUUAGGUUCAAUUUACCAUUGAGAACACUUUUCCUUCCGGGAAGGGAUCCCUGGACUUACCUAUUCGAAACAUUUUUAUUAUUCGCUUUAGGGGUAGAUCAGGGGUAUCUUUAGGCCAAAAGUUAUAUGGGAAGCGCGCCUGAAUGUAGGUUGCCUUUUGCCAAGAUCACUACGACGAGAACUUUUCUUUCUGGAUGUGAGCAAGGGGUCGCUCAGUUUGGAAAAAACGUAUUCAUAAUUCGAUUUGCAUGAUAUCUGGAACAUUGGAACAUAGAUAGCUCUAAGCUCUAUGUCUAGACUAAUAUGAAGAAAACUUUUAUUUCUUUUUCACAUAUUAAAUUAUGUUAGUUUAUAAAGACGCAACGUCUAAUAAGAAACCUAAUGAAACAAUUUCAGAAUUCCAUGCGGAGGAAGUCGCGGACAACCUCUAGUACAAUAUACAUGAUAAAACUGAUUGGAAUUCAUUUCGUUUUUGAUUAUUUUAUGUUAAGUUAAUGGAGUAAUUUUUUUUACUUAUGGUUUUAUUUUAGAAAAUAAAUAUUCUUGCGCUGAUUUCAAUGAAUCAAGGUGAUAUUAAUUUCAUACCUGCAAUUCAAAGGCAGUUAAACGGCUUAAUCGCUAUUCGACAGGACAAUUUUGUUCGGUGAAAUAUUUUUUUUGUAAAAUGAAUAAUAGUUAAGUCAGCAAAAAAAAUUAUUUUCGUUAUAUUCUUAUUUUAAAUAUAUGUAUGUACAUAUAUAUAAUUCCCAAAAAAAAAAAUAUAAUAAUAUAAUAAUAUAACAAACGAGUUUAUGAAUGUGUAUUAAGCGUAAAUCGAAUAUUUUUUUCACAAAUAGUAGAAAAUAACUUGGAAAAUGUAUGGAUGCAUCAUACUUUGUACAAAAAACGUAAUUUAUUUAAUAUUAAUUGUCGUAUAUAACAAUUUUCUAUAUUUAUGUAUAUAUUUUUGCUAUUUUUUUUUAAUUAAUUACCUCAAUUUUCUUUUACCAAUACUUACAAACCCAACCAAUAAAAUAUAAUUUAUUUUUAUAAUUUCAAUUGAAUUACAAAAAAAAAAUUGCAAUUUAUUGCGGGUUAGAGAUGUGAAGUUGGGCGAUUUUUUCACUUCGUGAAAAUACAAAUUAAUGGGAUAGAAAAAUGUUAGAAAAUUGUUAAUUCUUUAAUGAAAUUGUAAAGCACAGCAUGUAGAGUAAGCUAGUUUGAAAACUGAACUUCAUUAGUACGAAAGUUUUUUUUCAUUAUUUAUUAUACAUAUAUACAUACAAAAACAAUUUAUCAAUAUUAAUCUUAUCUCAAAUACUGCACUUUAUACAAUUUUUUCCUUCAUUAUAUAAAGCAAAACAAUAUUUUCAAUUUAUCUUUGCAUAUUUCAUAAAAAAUGGUAUGAGUAAAACCGAACGGUAGGUUAGAUAAGUAAGUAAUGUAUGUAUGUAUGCCUAAAGGAAAACAAAAAAAUGUUGGUAAAUGUAAGCAUUUGAUGUACAAUACUCUUUGACCAAUAAAUUCGAAAGAAAUGAAAAAUAAAAU